CGGUUUGGCGGUGUCAUGACGUGACACUACUCCACCAAAAAUAACAAUUUUCUUUACCGAUAAUAUUCUUUAAAAUUACCCAAAAAAAAAAUUCAAUUUUUUUUCUUCCAAUCGGUUCUCAAUUUCUCACACCCACUUUUCAAUUCCACCAAUUAAUCCCACUUCACACAAAAAAAACUCACCGAUCAUCGAUACCCACAUCUGAUUGAAGUGGUUGAUAAGGUUAUAAGAUUGUUGGUUGAGGAAGAAUGGCUUGUAAGGGUUUCUUGGAGUGUUUAUUGAAGCUUUUGAACUUCUUGUUGACACUAGUUGGUCUGGCUAUGGUGGGGUAUGGAGUUUAUAUGUUUGUUAUGUACACAAAUGCAAAGGGUGAUUAUGAACCGCCUAGUGGUGAUUCGAUACGGCUUGGUCGGCCGAUGAUGAUGGUUGUUUCGGUGUCGUCGGCUAACAGCAUUUUUGUUAACUUGCCUACAGCUUGGUUCAUCUAUCUAUUUGUUGGCAUUGGUGCAGCUCUCUUUAUCAUAUCUUGUUUCGGUUGCAUCGGAGCCGCAACUCGAAGUGGAUGUUGCCUAACUUGUUACUCUGUUCUUUUGAUCUUGUUAAUUCUGGUGGAGUUAGGAUGUGCUGCUUUCAUCUUCUUCGACAAAAGCUGGAAAACCGAGAUCCCAACAGACAAAACCGAAAAUUUCGACAGGAUAUACGGAUUUCUGGAGAAAAACUGGAAAAUAUGCAGAUGGGUUGCUCUAGGGGCUGUUAUAUUGGAGGCUCUUGUAUUCUUGUUAGCUCUUAUGGUACGAGCUGCAAACAGUCCAGCCGAAUAUGAUAGCGAUGAUGAGUACAUAGCUGGUCCCAGGCAGCAACGACAGCCGUUGAUCAACAGGCAACCGGUUCCCGCUACACCUGCUCCCGUUACCACAACCCUUGAUAGCCGUCCAAGCAGAAACGAUGCGUGGAGUACACGCAUGAGGGAAAAGUACGGGCUUGAUACAACUGAGUUCACAUACAACCCGAACGAGCCAAACAGGCAUCAGCAAGGCAGCGUGCAACCAACCGAGGAGAAAGGUCGUUGCUCCAUCAUGUAACGACGGUCUGACAAUGUGUGUUUCUGAAACCCAUUUUUUGUUCGAUUAAUGUUUGAUCUGUGUAUGUUUUAUCAGCAUAACAUGUUCUUGUUGAGUGUGUAUAAAACACAGUUUCAGUGUCUUCUUCUCCAUGUUGUUUCAAGUUUCGACCCGUCUUUUUUCGUAUUAGUAAAUUAAUUGUUAAUUGUGUCCA
Messenger RNA from Helianthus annuus (common sunflower), 1275 nucleotides. RefSeq names its product tobamovirus multiplication protein 2A. The coding region runs from base 249 to 1082 and encodes 277 amino acids. The record is from RefSeq and is a predicted model, not a curated record. Gene Ontology annotation, cellular component: membrane. NCBI's taxonomy places the organism in Eukaryota, Viridiplantae, Streptophyta, Magnoliopsida, Asterales, Asteraceae. The transcript has 7 exons.